This is a messenger RNA of Tetranychus urticae (two-spotted spider mite), 3898 nucleotides long. RefSeq lists its product as uncharacterized. The record is from RefSeq and is a predicted model, not a curated record. Gene Ontology annotation, biological process: signal transduction; actin cytoskeleton organization; regulation of Rho protein signal transduction. NCBI's taxonomy places the organism in Eukaryota, Metazoa, Arthropoda, Arachnida, Trombidiformes, Tetranychidae. Gene Ontology annotation, molecular function: GTPase activator activity.
UUUGACUUGAGUUCAUAAGACCAUCUUCAUUAAUUUUAUUUACAGUUACUUAUAUGAUUAUUAUUUUUGUUACUUCAAUUUAUAUUGAAACCAUCAUUGAAAUCUAAUUGACAUUGAAAAUAAUCUUUUUUACUUUUGACUUUUGAUUCUUCGUUUAUCCGGAUCUCUUUCUGUCUCUCUGUUUUUUACAUCUCAACAACACUUCAUUUCAAUUGCGCAAACAAUUUUCCUGUUUUUCUCCUUCUCUUUUUUCCAACAGUGUUGGUGUUAAUGGUGGUGAUUAGUUUACUGACUUUGAUGAGAUGAAGUUACUUCCCAUUGGAACAAUCAUCAUCUUGUGUGUGUAACUCUUUCCUGGCUGUAAUCGUUUACCCUAUACCAACUUAUUAAUUACCAAUUUGACACCAUCUCAAGUUUUUCUCAAGUCAAGGAAGAAGAAACAAUAUCUUUACUAUUCAAAUUUAUCCCGAUGUUAAAAUCUUUGGCCACUCGUGACAUCAAAUAUUGACCUAACAUUUCACAUGGUUUUUUUCACAUUUAUAUUUAUCAUUUUUACAAAUGUCAAUGCUGAUGGAUUUAAAUGCUUCAACGUCCCUCACUGAGUGUCCUUCAAUAGAUUUAGAUGAAGAUGAUCAACACAUAAAUUUAAAUUAUCUGGAAAAUUACUUCGAUUCAUUGCUCAACCAAUUAGAAUCAGAGUUGUCCUAUUUGCCAGAGUCCAGUCACUUUGUUUCAAACCUCAAUAAUAGCAAUAAUAACAGUAAUCAUGGUUCUUGUAAUGGUACCGGAGAUAACCUAAUAAGUGAUGGCAGCAUUACUAGUAGUAACCAUGAUAGUCUAGUAAAUAACCAUCAACCCUUCAAUCAUCAUUACAAUCACCAUCAUCUCCAUAACAUCAACUCUACAAUCGAUAGUCACGAUGAAACUGACCAUAUAAAUCAUUACAGUACAAUCAAAGAUGCCAGUAAUCAACAAUUUCAAGGUGGUAACCAAAUUGUAUCAACCCCAUCAUCAUCAUCAACAACAACAACAGCAAAAACAACAACACAAACAACCACAACAACAGCCUCAGCUCAAAGCUACUCAUCGACAUUAUCUUCAACAAAAUCAUUUAAUCAACGGGAGUCACCAUUAUCUUUCAGCAAUUACAGUCGAUCAUCAUUCUACGAGAACAACGAUGAAAUAUCUUACAAUCUAUUAACUGCAUCACAAAUUCAAAGAAUUAUUGAUUGCUACAAACCAUUAAUGCACACUAGCAAUAACAAUGGAGAUUCAAUGGAAACCAAAUGGGAUCGGAAAAGCAAAAAAACCAAUGGAUCCAGUAACACCAACAAUUUAAACUACAGUAACAAUUUAUUUGGCUGUGAUGUUAAUAAUAUUGAGAAAGCUUAUGGUGGAUUAACUUUACCUCCUUUCAUUGAGAAUGCCUUGAUCUAUCUGGCUCGCUAUGGAAUCAAUGCAGUUGGCAUAUUCCGUAAAUCUGGAGUUAAAUCAAGAAUCAUGGCGUUAAGACAAAAACUUGAAUCAAUGACUGGAUCUAAAAAAGAGCCAACCCUAGGAACACCAGUAACAACACCAUCACCAACCUCUGGGAACAAAAAAUUUACUGAACCAGUUAAUAACAAUGCAAGUCCGAAAGGUCGAUCGGCAACAUUGGGUCGCCAUUAUAAUGUCAAUAAUUUUGGUCCAACUGGAAUUGGAAGUGGUUCAUCAACAAUCAACUAUCGUCUAUCCUCUUCUUAUGCUGCUGGAGACGAUUUUUGUGUCUAUGAUGUUGCAGAUAUGGUUAAAAUGUGGUUAAGGGAAAUUAAACCUCGUCCAUUAAUUACCAAAGAAGUUAUUAAGGCCUACAAAGAGCUAAUGAUGGUCAACAAUCCUGCCCAUAAUAAUAACAAUGUUAAUAAUAAUAAUGAUAAUGAUAAUAACAAUUUAACCAAUGGACCUUCACCGAUUGAACUAAGUCUUAGAUUAACCGUCCUACUCUCGGAUUCCCAAAGAGCCAUAUUGGAAAUUUUUUUACACUUUUUAUCACUUUUUGCUGCUAAUUCCGAAGUUAAUCAAAUGAAUUCUCAAAAUUUGGCCAUUUGUUUUACUCCAUCCCUUUGUGAAUGUGAUAAUUUAACAGGUGAUUUUAUUGGUGCACCUGGAAUUGUUAACAACAAUCUACCCAAUAACAAUAAUCUGAUGUCCAACAAUCAAAUUAAUGGUCUUCCCUUUGUUUCCAACUCUGACCCCAAUUUUACUCUUAAUGGUUCCACAUUACCCAGAUCAGCUGACACUGAGAUAAUAUUUGAUGCUCAAAGAUGUCUUCAGUAUUUAAUUGACAAUUGUUCAUCAAUCUCCAUGAUUUCAUUAAGCUCAUUACCAUUCUCACCAGUUGCUCCAACCUUAUCUACACCUACUUUAAAUGCAACCAAGUAUGAAAAUUCAUCAUCGUCAUCCUCAUCUCUACCAAUGAAGAAUGGAGACAAUUCAGGAGAUUCAGAUCAUCCCAUGGAUUGUUCAUUAUCUAUCAAUGAUGAACAACCUUGCCAGCAAAAUAAUUCAAGUUAUACAGUUAAUCACUUGAAUCCGUUGAUGUCUUCAUUGUCCUUGUCAAAUGAUGUUAAUUAUAAUAAUCACAGUAAAAGCAGUAACAGUAACAACAACAGUAACAAUAACAAUGUAAAUACCAAUGGAUUUUUACACAGCUCACCGUCCAAUUCAAGUUUAAUUAAUGGUGGCAAUUUGUUACCCUCAACUUAUGAAUCAAGUAUAAUUAUUAACGCAGCUCCAAGCGACAUACUGAAACGUAUUUUGUACCAAAAAAAUCUCUUCGAUCCAACCGUAGUUGAAUGGAGGAUAGUUAAACAAUCACCUUUCGAAAAUAGUGACGUUUUUGAAUAUAAAGUACAAUCAAGCUUCUUUUUACCUCUUAAAACAUUUACCAUUGAUCGUCGGUGGAGUUUCAUCGAGAAUCAACCCUUUACCGAAACAUCUUCAUCACCUUCGCCAUCACGAUCAUUUUAUUCAUCAUUAAAAAGACCCAAACCAGCCAAAGCCAGUUUCAAAGGGAUCGUGCUUCGUGAAACUGGUUAUCUUUACGAUUCUUGGUGGAGGAUAGGUACACAUGGUGAAGGAAAAUGUCAGCUUGACAUAUCCAUUGCUGUUGAUCUCAGAGGACAUUCUUAUUAUUGGUACACCAACACAUUCCCAGCUAUAAUAGAUUGGCAGUUAUACCAAAUCAAACAAUCAUUCCUAGUUGAUUUCAUUGAGACCAAAAAUUUUAAAUCAACAACCGUUUGACAGACAAUCCAAACCAAUGAUGGAAACCCAAAUUCAUAGUCUCUCUUCAUCUAAUUCAUCUUUUUCCCAUUUCCUUAUCUUCCCUUUUCAAUCCGUCUCAUCAUCUUUGACUUCUUCAAAUGUCUAUUUAAAUUUCGGUUAAACCGGAACUAUUUAAUCAACUGUAAUUGAUGAUAAAAUCACAAUUAGACUACUGUUAAAGAGGACCUGUUAAUACCAAAUGAUCAGGAUACAAGAUGGUUAAUAGUUUAACAAAAGAAGUGAAAAUUUACCACAAUUUAGAUCACAUGUCAAAAUCAAUUUAGAAUCUAAUUUUUGGUGAAAAUCUUCAUACUAUUAGAAUGGGGAGAAGGAAGAGAAACAAUUAUUUUAGCUGAAUCCAUAACGUCCAAAGAUUUGGUUAUCACCGUAUUAAGAGGGAAUUCAAAAUUGGUUCAUUACCUUAUUCCAUUGAACACACAUUGGAAUGGAAAGUAAAAAUUAAAUUAACUCUAUUUAGUCAGGUUGCAUUGAAAAGCCUUGAUAUUGAAAUACUGGUUAAUGUUUAUUUUACAAUAUUGUUAUUGUAUUUCACCAUUUCUAAAUAAAUUACCGAUGAAAUAUACGAUAAAAU